AUGCAGGCCUACACGAUUGAGAAGAUCGAGCCAAGCGCGAUAUCGUCGGGUGCGCGACUCGACGCAAUGCUUCGUGAGAUGGAAGAUCUCUUCGCAGCUCGCUUUGCGCGCGGCGACAAGAAACGUGCCCAAGCUCGUCUACGGAGCGGAGCCACGCACAAAAGCCAUCAUUUUAGUACCUUCAGGUCAGGCCUGCUCCUCGGCCUGGGAAUCCCCGCUCUGGUAGACGGCCUGUAUAGAAGUGAGAAUCCUGUCCCUCGUGUGACCAGGCAACAUCUGAUGGCUACUAUGUGUAGGCUUUCAGCCUGA
Molecule: messenger RNA, 309 nt
Organism: Rhodofomes roseus
Lineage: Eukaryota; Fungi; Basidiomycota; Agaricomycetes; Polyporales; Fomitopsidaceae
Exons: 2
Coding region: 1-309 (102 amino acids)
Source: RefSeq, a predicted model, not a curated record